This is a messenger RNA of Lolium rigidum, 1248 nucleotides long. RefSeq lists its product as uncharacterized. Lineage: Eukaryota; Viridiplantae; Streptophyta; Magnoliopsida; Poales; Poaceae. The transcript has 3 exons. Bases 11 to 883 code for a protein of 290 amino acids. Gene Ontology annotation, molecular function: polyubiquitin modification-dependent protein binding. The record is from RefSeq and is a predicted model, not a curated record. Gene Ontology annotation, cellular component: nucleus.
CACGCCACCGAUGGCCGUCGGCCAGACCGCUCCGGCGGCAGAGGAGGUCAAGCUCUCAAUCUCCGGCGCGGCCCUUGCGGCGCUCCUCCACCGCUGCGGGGCUGCCACGGGCGACUGCGACGGCCUCCUAUUCGGCCGCGCCGCUCGCCCGCCGGCCCCUCCCCCGUCCCUCUCCGACUACGACGACAACGCCCCCGAGCUCUCAGCCCCACCCAUGUCCAUCACCGUCUCCGGCCACUCCUCUCUCUCCCAACCCUCCUCCCUCACCAACCCCCUAGGCCGCUUGCACCCACCACUCCCCUCCUCGCCGCCCCCGCUCGGUUUCUUCUCCUCCCGUCGCCGCGCCCCUCUCCGCCCCUCCAUGCGCGAGCUUUCCCUCGCGUGCUCCCUCUCCAAAACCCUGCAGCCCCUCGCCCACCCACUCAUCUUCAUCCUCGUCUCCCCCUCCGCCUCCCGCGACCUCUCCACCCACUCCUUCGACUACCGCGCCUACCUCCUCCGCGGAUCCCGGCUCGUCCCGGCCUCUCUCACCGUCGUCAACGUCGGGCCCGGGUUCCGGGACCAGUACCACACCUUCGCUCCGCGCUCGCCCUUCCCUUUGCUGCCGACUCAGCCGCCAGUACAAGCCCCCCAAGGAGGGGAUGGACACAGCAUCGGAGAGCAGAAGGCAGUAGACGCGAUGGUUGAGGGGUUUGGGCUGGGGAGGCUGCAAGAGCUCGUUCGUGCUGCGGCCGGGCAGGCGGCGGAGAUGGAUGGCAUGUAUGCCGGGAUGCUCCAGAGGCUGGAGAAGCUAGCAAAGGAGGUGGAGAAGAGUAAUCACCGCGUGCUCGAUCAGGAAAAGCGGAACGUGCUGCUGAGGCACAGGUCAGCAGGACUGGUAUGAACAGACCAAAGCUUCUUUCGGUCUCAGCAAGUGCGUAUAUGCUCUGGAAUAAUGGAGCAAAGCGUCUCCAGUUAGGACUUCAGACUUGGUGCAUUGCACAAGAGUCAUUGGUCUAUCGGAUAGGCUCUCUAGGGUGGAAGAUCAUGUGCUCCAUGGAUGGAGAUGAGAUGAGUUUUUGCCGCUUCAGAUUUGGAAAUUGAUGGCGUUGGCAAAUUUCAUCGUCAAUUCAUUGUUGUCAUCCUCCUCUUAGUCUAGCAUGUGAUUGAACAGACUGGGGUUGCAAUCCUUUUCUUCUUGUAUAACAUGAUAUUCUAUUGACAUUGUGAUGAUUCUUUGUUGAGAAGCUAGGCUGAGUGGUUUGUCUA